Molecule: messenger RNA, 3232 nt
Organism: Catharus ustulatus (Swainson's thrush)
Lineage: Eukaryota; Metazoa; Chordata; Aves; Passeriformes; Turdidae
Gene: CHMP4C
Product: charged multivesicular body protein 4C
Exons: 5
Coding region: 70-732 (220 amino acids)
Biological process (GO): late endosome to vacuole transport via multivesicular body sorting pathway; vesicle budding from membrane
Cellular component (GO): multivesicular body; cytoplasmic side of plasma membrane; ESCRT III complex
Source: RefSeq, a predicted model, not a curated record
AGGAAGUGCUGUCACGGACCGGGCUGGCCAGCGCUUUCUGUCGGCGGGUGCCGAGCCGGGAUCGCCGCCAUGAGCAAGAUCUCCAAGUUCUUCAAGGGGGGCGGCUCGGCCGCCUCCAAGGGCCGCGGGGGUCCCUCCCCUCAGGAGGCGCUGGCCCGGCUGCGAGAGACAGAGGAGAUGCUCAGCAAGAAGCAGGAGUACCUGGAGACGCGAAUCGAGCGGGAGCUGGCGGUAGCCCGGCAGCACGGCACCAAGAACAAGCGAGCUGCCUUACAAGCACUGAAGAGGAAAAAGAGAUAUGAGAAACAGUUGAAUCAAAUUGAUGGGACACUUUCAACCAUUGAGUUCCAGAGAGAGGCAUUGGAAAAUUCCCACACCAACACAGAAGUGCUCAAGAAUAUGGGUUAUGCUGCACAAGCUAUGAAAAAAGUACAUGAAAAUAUGGAUUUGAACAAAAUCGAUGAUUUGAUGCAAGAUAUCACUGAACAGCAAGAUGUUGCCCAGGAAAUUUCAGAUGCUAUCUCAAACCGAGCCACCUUUGGUGAUGAGUUUGAUGAGGAUGAGUUGAUGGCAGAAUUAGAAGAACUGGAGCAAGAAGAACUGAACAAGGGAAUGAGAGAUGUCAGGUUGCCAAGUGUUCCGUCCACAUCGCUGCCUUCUCGUCCUGCAACGACCAGGAAAAGAGCAGAGGAUGAAGAUGAAAUGAAGAAACUGGCUGCCUGGGCUUCAUAAGAACAUGGUCUUUUUUUACAACACCAAACAUUAUAGUGCAGAAUGUAAAAGAGCUGUACUGCUGUUUUAUAAUCACACUGAUUUAGUGUGGCUGCACUUCAUACAGGCCGGGGGUUUUUACAGCACAUCUUGCUGAGACUAGCAUUACUGCCAUAUUACAAAACUGGCUUAAAAACCAGCAAAGAAAAGAAUUAAGCAGUUGCCUAAACCUUCAGGCAUCUUUUUUCCCCCCAUCCUUGUCAAGAGAUUUGUUUUAUUAUAGGUUUUUAAUAGGUACUAUCUUACUGUAUCCAUUGGUUUGUAAAACCCCUGUGCCUCACUUAUGCUCAAAGCUGGAUUCAUAUUUGAAAUGAGAAAGUUAAGUAAGUCAUCAGGGCCUUAUAACUAGGGGGUUAUUUGGUUCAGACUAUUUAAAUAUUGGCAAAACAGCUUAAUACAUGUCCUCACUUGCAAGUUCUUUGAGCCCAAGAACUAAUAACUAUUCAUUUGGACAUGAAGAUUCAAACAGUCUGCCUGGAGCAACUUACGGUGUCCUAGAUAUUAAGAGGAAACUCUUCUGUAGACAUAUUGAAGUGGGAUGUGUUAUUUGUUUUGUUUUAACUGGCCAAAAUGUCCCAUGCACUUCUAUAGGUCAGCUUGAAUUGUGUUUUGGACUGUUUUGGACUAGGUUGCAGAAUUGCAGUGAUUGAGGAAAGCAAAAUGUCUAGGUUCUUACAGAUUCCUGCCAAACGCAUUAACUCUAUCAAAAAUCCAGAAGAGAUUUGACCUUCCUGUGUUCUUCUCCUCUACCUUGUCAUUCUAGGAUGCGUCUACUUUGUAUGAUAAUACUCAUUCUUAUUGAAGGAAUUAGCAACACAUUUUUAAUUAUACAAUUGCAAAAUAGUUUUAAUUUCUGAGCAUCUGGCUCUUUUCUCUUACUCACUUUGUGAGUAGAAAUAAUACCAGUGUAUUGUAUUUGCAGUGCCUUUUAAAAUCCUGGUUAAAAGUUGAUUCUGGGUUACUUGUAAAGUUGGUGUGUUGCUGUCUGACUGGCAGCAUCUUAGCAUAAGGAGCAAAUGCCACUCUUGAAUGCUGAGCUACUACAUACAUAGAGAAAUUGCUGUUCAAAUACAACCCAAAAAUUAAAUAGGCUGCUUUCUACUAACAAAGCAUUAAAUGAGUCUUAAGCUUUAUGCUAGUAGCUGCUGUCAAUCACAAGAAAAUAGUAAAACACUGUGCAAUUUCUAGGGGUGUAGGUAUCAGAGUCCUUGAUCUAGGUUACUUGUUUUCAAAGGAAUUUAAAUUUGUGAUGACUGAACCACCUGGAGAAUAGUGGUGGACUUAGUUUCUGUAGAUCUUCAGCAACAGAAGACUGACCCCUUCUCCUGCUGGCUUUGGCUGGUGCUCAGCUUUGACUGGGUUCAGUAGCCUUCACUGUAGUGGAUUUUAGGUUAAGUAUAAGGAAAUAUGUGUUUCUAGACAUGACCUGUUCAGAGCCUUUCAAGUUGAGCACCAUGGAUGAAACCUAAAACCGACAAACCCUGUGGAGAGAUUGACUUUUUCAGAACUUUCAUUCUCUGUGGAGGAAUUGCUUUUGGAUUGUAUCUGUAUGAGAGCUGAAUCAAGCCUUGCCAUUUCAAAUAGUUUUCUUACUGAAAAAAAUUGUGUGUUAAUUCCUCUGUACCUCUGUCCUAAAAUUUGGAGGUACCAUAAAAUUGUCCCUUUUUGUUGAGAGUAGAGAAAGUUUGUAAUUAUUUAUGUUUUAAAUACAAAAUAAAGCAGAAAAACAGAAGACAGAACUGCCUUUAAUUUAAACAUACAUCUUGAACUCUCAAGUAGUAGGAAACCAAAUACUAACAAAAUGCUACUUGGUUUUAAUGCUUGCUGAAAUUCAGCAUGAGAUGCUAGCUGAAAGCAGGAAUACUUAGUAAAAUAGCAAACAUUCUAAGUUAUUUCAAAUCCAUUUGCUAACCUUUCUGGCUUGAAUCCUGUGUUCAAGGUGUGCAGUUUAUGCAGGCCUCUGAAUUGAGUGCAGAACAUAUUAGCACACACUGGGUGUGACCAUGCAAGGCUGGCAGUGUGUUGUGGACACUUCUGGUAUUUCUAAAUAUAAGGCUAUGUCACAUAGUCCCAUAGUUAGUUUGGAAAAGCUGGCUUCCAGCCUCCGUUCUUGGUUGAAUUAGUAGUAUAACAAUGCUUGGCUCUUAUAUAGCACCUGGCAUAUUUGAGAUGAUCUACAACCUAAUGGGUCUCUAACCCUCCAUUUUGAAACUAAAGCGACUUUCAGUCUGCUUUGGAAAAUGUGGGCCUGCUGUUUUUGAGUAAGAACUUUCCAUGUGAGCACCCCUCACUGGAGAAAAAAAAAUCCUAUAGAGAAGAUCUCCUUUGCAAACCAGCAUUUCACUGCUGACCUCCAGCAAUGUUUUGGCCAAGUGUUGAUCCUGAAGAAGCUUCAGGUGUGUUCAGUUUACUAAUCUCAGACCAAGCAUUUUAAAAACAAAAAUUUUGAAAGGUGAAGAAA